AUGGGCAUUGGAAGGGCGGAAGAUUUUAACGACAGACAAACUGAGAUUGAUGCGAGGAACGAGCCUUACAAUCAAUAUCAAUAUGAGGCUGAAGGAAAUGAUUCAUGGGCUGGAGCACUCCCAGUGAAGCAGGGUUUAUAUGAUCCUAGCUUGGAGAAGGAUGCUUGCGGUGUUGGUUUUGCUUGUAACAUUAAAGGCAAACCCAGCCACAAAAUCGUCAGCGAUGCACGAAACCUUCUUUGUAAUAUGACCCAUCGAGGUGCUGUGGGUUCAGAUGCGAGAGAUGGAGAUGGUGCUGGUGUUAUGACAUCUAUUCCUCACAAAUUCUUUAUCAAAAAUUUCGAGCGCGAGACAGAUAUCAAGCUUCCACCGUUAGGUCAAUAUGCUGUGGGAAAUCUCUUCUUCAAGCCAGACGAGGAAACUCUACAAGAAUCAAAGAAACAAUUGGAAGAGAUCUCUGAAUCUCUAGGAUUAAGAGUACUAGGCUGGCGAGAACCUCCUAAAGAUUCUACUCUCCUUGGUCCCGCUGCUGCAUCUCGUGAGCCUAUCAUAUUGCAGCCCUUCGUAGUGCUAGCAUCUGCAUAUGGCCCAGGAAACUCACCGGAAAUUACCGACCCUGAGCAAUUUGAUGAGAAACUUUUCGAAAGACAACUCUAUGUACUCCGAAAGCGUGCAACCCAUACAAUUGGUUUACACAAUUGGUUCUACUUGUGUUCCCUUUCUAACAAGAACAUUGUUUACAAGGGUCAACUCGCCCCUAUACAGGUUUAUCAGUAUUUCUAUGAUCUGGUGAACGCUGAUUACGAAGCCCAUUUUGCUCUUGUGCAUUCACGUUUUUCUACAAAUACUUUCCCCUCAUGGGAUCGUGCUCAACCAUUACGAUGGGCAGCUCACAAUGGUGAAAUUAACACCCUUCGCGGAAACAAGAACUGGAUGCGUGCCCGAGAAGGUGUAAUGCAAUCCGACGUUUUUGGUGAAGAACUUGAAUCGCUGUACCCGAUCGUCGAAGAUGGAGGCUCUGACUCAGCUGCAUUCGAUAACGUGCUUGAGUUACUCACUAUCAAUGGAGUUCUUUCUCUACCUGAAGCUGUUAUGCUGAUGGUUCCAGAAGCAUGGCAGGACAAUGCCGCCAUGGACCCAGCGAAGGCGGCUUUCUACGAGUGGGCAGCUUGUCAAAUGGAACCUUGGGAUGGACCUGCACUUUUCACAUUCGCCGAUGGUAGAUACUGCGGUGCAAAUCUCGACAGAAACGGUCUCCGACCAUGUAGAUAUUAUGUCAUGGAUGAUGACAGAAUCAUUUGCGCUUCUGAAGUCGGUACUAUCCAAGUGGACCCAGAACGUGUUGUCCUCAAGGGUCGUUUGCAACCAGGAAAGAUGCUUCUCGUCGACACCGUCGCGGGGCGCAUCAUCGAUGAUGCAGAACUGAAGAACACUGUGGCUAAACGUCAUGAUUUCCGAUCUUGGCUUCACAAGGAGCUUGUCAGCUUACCUAAAGUUCACGAAAAAUUGAUAACUCAAGGUACCGUUGACUUGGAACCAAAGCCUGAUGCUAGUACCAUUCAGGAGGAUGCCCUUCUGAAAGCUUUUGGGUACACCUUUGAGCAGGUUUCUUUGGUCCUUGCACCAAUGGCUUCUGACGAAAAGGAGGCCCUUGGCUCCAUGGGUAACGAUGCACCUCUCGCAUGUCUUGCCGAUGCUCCUCGUCUACUGUACGAAUACUUCCGUCAACUUUUUGCCCAAGUCACCAAUCCCCCUAUCGAUCCCAUUAGAGAAGCCAUUGUCAUGUCGCUCGAUUGUUACGUUGGCCCUCAAGGAAACUUGUUAGGCAUGGAGUCAUCACAGUGCGGUAGAUUGUUACUUCCAACGCCUAUUCUCUCUAUCCCUGAGUUCAAUGCCCUCAAGAAUAUCAACAAGUUCUAUCCAAAAUGGACUUCCAAAGUUAUUGACUUGACAUUCCCAAGAUCCGAAGGUGUUGAAGGAUAUCUUAAACAUUUGGAUUACAUCUGUGACGAAGCAACUGCUGCCAUCGAUAACAAGGAUUCAAUCAUCAUUCUUUCCGAUCGUGCUACAUCCGCCGACCGAGUCUCAGUUUCAACUCUUCUCGCUUCCGGAAUGGUUCAUCACCAUCUCGUUAACAACAAAUGGAGAUCUCAUGUCGCUUUAGUUGUCGAAACCGCUGAAGCUCGUGAGGUUCACCAUAUGUGCGUGCUUGUCGGAUACGGUGUAGACGCCGUCAACCCAUACCUUGCAAUGGAAUGUAUCAUCAAGCUUAACCGUGAAGGUCUCAUCAGGAAGAAGCUCAGUGAUGACCAACUCAUUCGCAACUACAAGUAUUCUGCCGAUGGUGGUAUCCUGAAGGUCAUGAGUAAGAUGGGUAUUUCUACACUCGCUAGUUACAAAGGUGCUCAAAUCUUUGAAGCUCUUGGUAUUGAUGAUUCUGUGGUCGAUCGUUGCUUCAAGGGUACUGCUACAAGAAUUAAGGGUAUUACUUUUGAACAAAUUGCCGAAGAUGCUUUCAGAUUCCACGAGAAGGGUUUCCCAUCGAGAUACACUGUGACCAUCCCAGGUCUUGUUGAAUCUGGCGAGUAUCAUUGGCGUGAUGGUGGUGAACCUCAUAUCAAUGACCCUACCUCUAUUGCCAACAUUCAAGAUGCCGUUAGAACCAAGAACGAUAAGUCUUAUGAGGCUUACUCACUUUCCGAGUACGAACAGAUCAAAUCUUGUACAUUACGAGGUCUCCUCGAUUUCAACUUUGAGGAGAGCAAUCCAGUCCCAAUUGACCAAGUCGAGCCAUGGACGGAGAUUGUUAGGAGAUUCUGUACUGGUGCUAUGUCCUACGGUUCCAUUUCCAUGGAAUCGCAUUCCACUCUUGCCGUUGCGAUGAACCGUCUCGGUGGUAAAUCCAACACAGGUGAGGGUGGUGAAGACCCAGAACGUUCCGAGGUCAUGUCAAAUGGUGAUACCAUGAGAUCAGCUAUCAAACAAGUUGCAUCUGGAAGAUUCGGUGUUACUUCUAACUAUCUUGCUGACUCAGAUGAGCUUCAAAUUAAGAUGGCUCAAGGUGCUAAGCCCGGAGAGGGUGGUGAGCUUCCUGGUCACAAAGUGUCACAGUCCAUCGCAAGAACUCGUCAUUCUACUCCUGGUGUCGGUCUUAUCUCGCCACCUCCUCAUCACGAUAUUUACUCCAUCGAAGAUCUGAAACAAUUGAUCUACGAUCUCAAGUGUGCCAAUCCUCGCUCCCGAGUAUCUGUCAAACUUGUGUCUGAAACUGGUGUUGGUAUCGUCGCUUCUGGUGUUGCCAAGGCGAAGGCUGACCACAUCUUGAUUUCUGGUCACGAUGGUGGAACUGGUGCUUCUCGAUGGACUGGUAUCAAGUAUGCCGGCUUGCCAUGGGAGCUUGGUCUUGCCGAGACUCAUCAAACUUUAGUCUUGAACGAUCUCCGUGGUCGUGUUGUUGUUCAGACUGAUGGCCAACUUCGAACUGGUCGUGAUGUUGCAAUUGCAUGUCUGCUUGGUGCAGAAGAAUGGGGCUUUGCUACUACCCCUCUUAUUGCCAUGGGUUGUAUUAUGAUGAGAAAAUGUCACUUGAAUACUUGCCCUGUUGGUAUAGCCACUCAAGAUCCGGAACUUAGAAAGAAGUUCCAAGGUACUCCAGAGCAUGUUAUAAACUUCUUUUACUACAUUGCGAACGAACUGAGAGCCAUCAUGGCCAAGCUUGGUUUCAGAACAAUCAAUGAGAUGGUCGGACAUGCUGAAUGUCUAAGAGUACGAGAUGAUCUCCGCACCAAGAAGACUAGCAACAUCGAUCUAUCUCUCAUCCUUACUCCUGCUCACAAGCUCAGACCUGGAGUUGCUACCUUCAACGUCCGCAAACAAGAUCACCGACUUUACGUCCGCCUUGACAACAAGUUGAUCUCUGAAGCUGAGUUGACUCUUGAUAAGGGUCUUCCUUCACGCAUUGAGUGUGACAUUGUCAACACUGACCGUGCUAUGGGUACUUCUCUGUCAUACCAAAUCUCGAAGAGAUAUGGUGAGGAUGGAUUGCCCAUGGAUACCGUCCACGUCAAUAUCAAGGGAUCCGCCGGUCAAUCCUUCGGUGCUUUCCUUGCUCCUGGUGUUACCCUAGAGCUUGAAGGUGACGCAAACGAUUACGUAGGAAAGGGUCUUUCGGGUGGUCGUUUGAUUGUUUAUCCACCCCGUUCUGCCGUCUUCAAGGCCGAAGAGAACGUUAUUGUCGGUAACGUCUGCCUUUAUGGUGCCACUAGCGGAACUGUAUUCUUCCGUGGUGUUGCCGCUGAGAGAUUCGCUGUCCGAAACUCGGGAGCCACAGCAGUUGUAGAGGGUGUCGGUGACCACGGUUGCGAGUACAUGACUGGUGGUCGUGUUCUUAUCUUGGGAUCUACUGGACGCAACUUUGCUGCCGGUAUGUCCGGUGGUAUUGCAUACAUUCUCGAUAUCCAACAAGAUUUCAUGUCCAAGCUGAACACGGAGAUGGUUGAAGCUUCAGGUAUUGAUGAUCCAGCUGAAAUUGCAUUCGUCCGAAGCUUGAUUGAAGAUCACCAUCACUACACUGGCUCGGAGCUUGCUGCCCGCAUUCUCCUUGACUUCAACAGAGCACUACGUCGCUUCGUCAAGGUUUUGCCUGUUGAUUACAAGCGUGUCCUCCAGGAAGAAGCUGCCAAGGCUGCUGCUGCCAAGAAGGCAAGAUUUGCCUUGCCAUUCCUCCCAGGAAACCCAGUUCGUGAACAACAUGAGAAGAACCAAAAGGAGAACAAGAAGCCAUCUGAUCUCCAGGAUAUCGAAGAGACUAUUGGUGAUUCUGCCGUUGAAAAGAAGAGAUCUUUGGUUUUGGACAAAACCAAGGGUUUCAUGAAGUAUCAACGUAGAUCCGAGAAAUAUCGCUCAGCCAAGACAAGAACUCGUGACUGGGCUGAGCUUUCCAAGCGUCUCGAUGAAGAUGAGCUCAAAUAUCAAGCUGCUCGUUGCAUGGACUGUGGUGUUCCGUUCUGUCAAUCUGAUUCAGGUUGCCCAAUCUCCAAUAUCAUUCCUAAAUGGAAUGAGUUGGUAUUCCAAAAUCAAUGGCGAGAUGCACUUAAUAGACUUUUGCUUACCAACAAUUUUCCGGAGUUUACCGGUCGUGUCUGCCCUGCUCCUUGCGAAGGUGCAUGCGUGCUUGGUAUCAAUGAAGAUCCUGUUGGAAUCAAAUCAAUUGAAUGUGCCAUCAUUGAUCGUGGAUUCGAUAUGGGAUGGAUGAUUCCACAGGAACCCAAGGUCCGCACUGGCAAGACCGUUGCCAUCAUUGGUUCUGGACCAGCUGGUCUUGCUUGCGCUGAUCAACUCAACAAAGCUGGCCACAAAGUCACUGUCUAUGAACGUGCUGACCGUGCUGGAGGUCUGCUCAUGUAUGGUAUCCCUAACAUGAAGCUUGACAAGAAGAUUGUCAAGCGUCGUACAGAUUUCAUGGCUGCUGAGGGAAUCACAUUCAAGACUAACGUCGCAGUUGGUCAAGAUGUUCAACUUAUGGAUCUCAAGGCCGAAAAUGACGCGGUAGUUAUCGCUACUGGAGCUACUGUUGCUCGUGAUCUUCCAAUCAAGAACAGAAGCCUUGAGGGUAUUCAUUUCGCCAUGCAAUUCUUGCACCGCAACACCAAGUCUCUACUUGACUCAGAGCUGGCUGAUGACGAGUACAUCUCCGCUAAGGGCAAGCAUGUCGUUGUCAUUGGUGGUGGUGAUACCGGAAACGAUUGCAUUGGUACUUCCGUCCGACACGGUGCCAAGUCAGUCACAAACUUUGAACUUUUACCUCAACCACCAAAUCAACGUGCCCGUGAUAACCCAUGGCCUCAAUGGCCACGUGUCUACCGUGUAGACUAUGGUCACACUGAGGUCAAGCAGCACAUGGGCAAAGAUCCUCGUGAAUACUGUGUCAUGUCUGAAGAGUUUGUUGAUGAUGGAACUGGAAAGGUCAAAGGUAUCAACACUGUUCGUGUCGAAUGGACCAAGUCUUCCACUGGUGGUUGGGACAUGAAGAAGAUCGAAGGAUCCCAACAGUUCUUCCCAGCUGAUCUUGUUCUUUUGUCUAUGGGUUUCCUCGGUCCCGAGGAUCGUGUUCUCGGCGAUGACAUUGAGAAGGAUGGCCGCAAGAAUGUUAAGACUGCUCCUGGCAAGUACUCUACAAAUGUUGAGGGAAUCUUCGCUGCAGGAGAUUGUCGCCGUGGACAAUCUCUCAUUGUUUGGGGUAUCAACGAAGGUAGACAAUGUGCUAGAGAGUGUGAUCGCUUCUUGGAGGGAUCUACCUCUUUGCCUGUCACUGGUGGAAUUGUUAAGAGCAAUGCAUCCGAAAUCCUAGCCCGUGGACCUCAUCGCGAGAUCUUAGGACGUGCUGAGCGUGCUCCUAUCCAAGUCGCCGCAGCUGCAACAUAA
Messenger RNA from Botrytis deweyae, 6423 nucleotides. RefSeq lists its product as uncharacterized. The transcript has 8 exons. Gene Ontology annotation, molecular function: iron ion binding; glutamate synthase (NADH) activity; flavin adenine dinucleotide binding. The record is from RefSeq and is a predicted model, not a curated record. The coding region runs from base 1 to 6423 and encodes 2140 amino acids. NCBI's taxonomy places the organism in Eukaryota, Fungi, Ascomycota, Leotiomycetes, Helotiales, Sclerotiniaceae.